This is a messenger RNA of Terrapene triunguis (Three-toed box turtle), 960 nucleotides long. Its product is annotated as lymphocyte antigen 6 complex locus protein G6f. The coding region runs from base 1 to 960 and encodes 319 amino acids. The transcript is spliced from 6 exons. Lineage: Eukaryota; Metazoa; Chordata; Testudines; Emydidae. The record is from RefSeq and is a predicted model, not a curated record.
AUGGCGUCUCUGGGAUGUGUUGGCCAUGUUGGUAUCGCCAUAUUGGGGUUACGCCAAAUAGAGCCCCAAGGUGGUGCCACCCAGAAGGACCCCGGCAUUCGGGGCAUCAUGACCCCCAUCUGGAUCUUACUCCUUCUCCAGCUGCGACUCACCAGAGAGGAAGAUGCCUACGUCCAGAAGGGGCAGGACCGGGAGCUCCCUUGCGGCCUGGUCGAGUCUCUCCCGGGCGCGGAAGAGGUGACGUGGUCCUACAAUGCUGGUGUUCCUGGGUCCUCGUCGGUGCCGUUAUUCCGGGGCGCGGCGGGUCAGGCCCUGAAGAAGGAGGCGGAGGCCAGGGAGCGGCUCUCCGUGUUCCGCAACCACUCCCUGUACCUGCGGAGGGCCGAGGACGGGGACACGGGGACCUACUGGUGUUCGGUUCAGGGAGCCACCCGCAACACCUACCACCUGAAUGUUGUCACAGGGACCCAGAUGGCGCUGACGACCGGCCACACCAACAUGACCUGCCACCAGUUCUCCUGCGCGAUCUUGGACCGGCAGGCGCUGCCGGCGGUGACAUGGCGGGUCGACGGGCAGCGGGCGCAGGACACCGACGGGCAGGGCCAGCACCUCGUCUUCUCGGGCUCGCGGGUGGCGCUGCUCCAGGCCUGCUGGAACAGGAGCGACCAGGGGGCCAGGAAGAAGAAAAGACGGGUCAAGUGUGAGGUGAACGGCCUGCAGGUCACCUUCAACCUCGCUGGGAAGGACCCCCCUGCCCCCAACGUGGGGGGACCCGCCUGUAGCUCCGCCUGGAUCCCCCUGGCCGUGUGCGCAGCGCUGGAGUUCCUGCUCCUCCUUGCCUUGGGGGCGGCGCUGUGGAGGCGGGGGCAGCCGGACCGGAGGUCACACCUCGGCGACCUUCCCGUGCACACCCAGCCAGGUAGGUGCCCCGCUGCGGAUCUGUGGGGCCGCUGGGCCUAG